Molecule: messenger RNA, 1149 nt
Organism: Saccharomyces eubayanus
Lineage: Eukaryota; Fungi; Ascomycota; Saccharomycetes; Saccharomycetales; Saccharomycetaceae
Gene: SMT1
Product: Smt1p
Exons: 1
Coding region: 1-1149 (382 amino acids)
Source: RefSeq, a predicted model, not a curated record
AUGAGAAGGACUUUUUCUCUGUUAGCAACACGGCUUUUAAAGUCUAAAGAUGAUGAGCUAAAAUCGACUCUAAAGUUUCUAACCAAAGGGUCUAUGAAGUCGUUAGGAUCUCUGUUUAAUUCUCCUGACUCUAAAGAACAAAGGCACAUGUUGAAAAAUACAGGUGAUAAUCAAAAGAGCCCUGAAAAUCAUCACGUCGAUAACAUUUUAAGGAUAUUGAAUUCAAACUUGCCUGAAGUGGAAUCCAAGAAACAAAAGGUGGCCAUUCAUUAUGACGUACUUUUCUCGCAUUUAAGAUCAAUAGUCACACAGGCAGUGGAAAGCAAGGACAUUGCAUCGAGGCAAUUGCGAAUGGCAUCAUCCGAGGAUUUAUAUGAUAAAUUGUUGUUACUACAGUAUAUGGGUAAAUUAACUAAUGUACGCCAAAUAUCGGAAAUCCUACUAUCUAAAAACUUCCGUAAGUUUGGCGAAGUUUGGGAGCACAGGGCGUUGUUCGAUAAUGGUCAGAAACUAGUCCUAUCCAUCUUACUAUACUACAGGUCGCGUAAUGCGCAAAUAAGAAAAGAAUACGAGGCUCGCUGGUUGUCAGACUACAACGAUUUACAGUUUCCCUUGCGACGCCUUUUAUGGAGAUGCUUAACUUUUAAUGUAGUUGAUGAGAAUAUUCAACAAACAGUAUCACAUUAUAUUAAGCGUUUAGGGGAAAAUUGGAAAAAUACAGAUUUAGUCUUGAUUUAUCAAUCUCUGUAUGAAAAAUCUUAUUUGUUACCUGAACCAACAUCCAUGGAAGACAGUAAUAAUGAAACGAUCACCUUCACCAAAAAUCAAACAUUACUUGUUUGUGCACUGAGAACGAUUUCGAAACAUUUUGAGGGGGAUGCAAAAACGGUCAAAAGAUGGCUAACCGAUAUAGUCAAGUUGAGUAUACAAAGCAAAAUAAUGCUGGAAUCAUCAUCACCAUCUUCCACAUCAAUAAUGGAUCAAUACCGUUUUAUCAGAUCCUUAGACAUUUUCAUACAAAGCAUACACCGGACUUGCCAAAAUAAGUCUACCUUUGAAGAUUUAAAAAACGAUCUCGAGAAUAUAUCAAAGCUAGUCAACGACGAAGAACACGAAUUAAAGACACAUUUACCACUAAACCUUGUAUAA